AUGGCUGACGCUUUGAAGGCAGAGGGCAACAAGGCCUUCUCUGCUAAGGAUUACCCUACUGCUAUCGAGAAAUUCUCCGAGGCUCUUGCCAUCGAGCCCCAAAACCACAUUCUUUUCUCCAACCGCUCCGCUGUCUACUCCGCGCAACACGAAUACCAAAAAGCCCUUGAGGAUGCCGAGAAGGCCAUCGAGAUCAAGCCCGACUGGUCCAAGGGCCAUGCCCGUAAGGGAGCCGCCCAACGUGGCUUGGGAGACCUUUUGGCUGCUUUCGACGCCUACGAGGAGGCUCUGAAGAUCGAGCCUGGUAACGCGCAGGCCAAGUCCGGCCUGGAGGCCACUCAGCGCGCCAUCAAUGCGGAGGCUACCGCUGACGGUGUCACUGGUGAUCCCACAGGAGGUCUUGGAGGCAUGUUCAACGACCCAGCCCUGUUCCAAAAGCUCGCCAACAACCCCAAGACCGCUUCCCUCCUCGGUGAUGCGGAGUUCAUGGCCAAGUUGCAGAAGAUCCAGCAGAACCCUAACAGUGUUGGUGAGGAGAUCCGUGACCCUCGUUUCCUGCAGGUCAUGAGUGUGCUUCUCGGUAUUGAUAUGAACUUCGGCGGCGAGGGCGCUGAGCCCCCAGUUCCCGAAUCUAAGCCCAGCGCUUCGCAGCCCAAGAAGGCGCCUACCCCGGAGCCCGAGCCCCAGGACGAAGAGGCCAUCGCCAAGAAGCAGGCCCAGGAGGCGGGUGACGCCGAGAAGAAGAUCGGUAACGAUUUCUACAAGAAGAAGCAGCUUGACGAGGCCAUUGAGCACUACUCCAAGGCUUGGGAACUCAACAAGGACAUCACCUACUUGAACAACAUCGGUGCUGCUAAGUUCGAGAAGGGUGAUUACCAGGGCACUAUUGAGACCUGUCAAAAGGCCAUUGAGGAGGGCCGCGACCUUCGCGCUGACUUCAAGCUUAUGGCUAAGGCCUACACUCGUAUCGGAACCGCUUACGAGAAGCUCAACGAUCUUACCCAGGCCAUUGAAUUCUACAACAAGUCACUUAUGGAGCACCGUACCCCCGACGCCCUGACCAAGCUCCGCAACGCUGAGAAGACCAAGAGCACCACCGAGAAGAAUGCCUACAUGGAUCCCGCCGAGGCCGAGAAGGCUCGUGAACUUGGCCAGCAGAAGUUCCAGGAGGGUGACUGGCCCGCCGCCGUCGACGCUUUCACCGAGAUGACCAAGCGCGCCCCCACCGACCCCCGCGGUUACUCCAACCGUGCCGCCGCUCUCAUCAAGCUGAUGGCAUUCCCCGGUGCCGUGCAGGAUUGUGACGAGGCCAUCAAGCUCGACUCCAAGUUCAUCCGUGCGUACAUGCGCAAGGGUACUGCCCUCAUCGCAAUGAAGGAGUACAACCGUGCUCUGGAUACUUUCACUGAAGCUGCCGAUCAUGACGAUGGCAAGCACGCCCGUGAGAUCGAGCAGCAGCAGCAGAAGUGUCUGGAUGCGCAGUUCAGUGCUCGCGCCGGUGAGACCGAGGAGCAGACCAUGGCUCGUAUUCAGAACGAUCCCGAGAUCAUGUCUGUCCUCCAGGACCCCGUUAUGCAGAGCAUUCUCCAGCAGGCCAAGAGCGAUCCCGCCGCCUUGCAGGAGCACAUGAAGAACUCGCAGGUGCGGAUGAAGAUCCAGAAGCUGAUGGCUGCUGGUGUCAUCCGCAUGGGGAGGUAA
This is a messenger RNA of Penicillium salamii, 1698 nucleotides long. The record is from the annotation of a GenBank genome assembly. NCBI's taxonomy places the organism in Eukaryota, Fungi, Ascomycota, Eurotiomycetes, Eurotiales, Aspergillaceae.